AUGUUGUCGUCUGCGGUCGAUUCGGAAAAUGUAACGCCGCGGCGAGCGCGGCGCGUGCCGGCGUGCGCCAGGGCGCAGGCGUCGGGUAGCGUGCUUCAGCGCGCGGCCGCUGACGCUCGCGGGCCGAGACUGCCGACUUGGCGUGUUUUCCCUCCGCGCUUUCCCGGUAGCGGCGUGCGCACAUCAAGCCUGCAUUGUUCUGCAAAUAGCGAGCUGAGGGCUGGGCCGCUAUUCAACCGAGAUGGGUGCCUUUCAACUGAACUGUUGCGGCUCGCUUGCCUGCCGUACGCACUACCUGUAGAUAACUUCGCUCUAUUAGCGUUUAUGUGA
Arctia plantaginis is the source of this 330-nucleotide messenger RNA. The record is from the annotation of a GenBank genome assembly. NCBI's taxonomy places the organism in Eukaryota, Metazoa, Arthropoda, Insecta, Lepidoptera, Erebidae.